GUUAGUGGAGGCCAGUGGAGGGAUUGGCAGAGAGGAGUGGAGGACACUGAGUGGAGGCCAGUGGAGGGAUUGGCGGAGAGGGGUGGAGGACACUGAGUGAGGCCAGUGGAGGGAUUUGGCAGAGGUCAGUGGAGGGAUUGGCAGAGUGGGGUGGAGGACACUGAGUGAGGCCAGUGGAGGGAGUGGCAGAGAGGGGUGUAGGACAAUGACACUGGAGGCCAGGUGGAAGGAUUGGCAGAGAGGGGUGGAGGACACUGAAUGGAGGCCAGUGGAGGGAUUGGCAGAGAGGGGGGUGGAGGACACUGAGUGGAGGCCAGUGGAGGGAUUGGCAGAGAGGGAUGGAGGUCAGUGGAGGUCAGUGGAUUGGAUUGGCAGAGAGGGUAGGAGGACACUGAAUGGAGGCCAGUGGAGGGAUUGGCAGAGAGGGGUGGAGGACACUGAAUGGAGGUCAGUGGAGGGAUUGGCAGAGAGGGGCAGCAGUCACUGAUUGGUUGACCAGUGAGGAGGGAGUUGCAGAGAUGGAGGCGGGAUAUAACAAGGCAUGGAUAAGUUGUUUUGUGGUGUCAUUGGUCAGGAAGGGGCGGA
Staurois parvus is the source of this 585-nucleotide messenger RNA. Lineage: Eukaryota; Metazoa; Chordata; Amphibia; Anura; Ranidae. The record is from the annotation of a GenBank genome assembly.